UUAAGCACGGGCAGAAUGACCCGACUAUCUUGAAAAUUAUGGAACGCCUCGUCCCUCCCAUGAAUAUGAACUGUAUAGCUGAAAGACGCCCUCCACUGGAACCGACCGCUGCGGCAACCCUGAGCGAUUUUUCCUUUUAUGUAGCAAUAAUUCUUCUGCUCUGCACUAAAAUUUCACACUUCAUCUCAAUGAACACUGUAUGGCAAAAAUGCCAGAUUUAAAACGCUUCAUACUGAAAACUGAAACCCAUUUACUAUUUGUGGGACCCUCUCUCUCUCUCUCUCUCAUUCAGCUGAAAGAAUCUUGUCAAGAAGCCACAAACCAAACAAUGACUAUCUGCUGUACUUAAGAUGCAUAUGAUACAAUUGUUGUUCUUGUACUUGUACUCCAUGCUUUCACAUGGGGCCUCAGAGAAAUUUUAAAUAAUUCAAGGGAGAAAAGUUGGUGGCAGGGCCUUUCUAUAAUCUCCUCCUGCGUAUAUAAUUGUUUGUUCAAAAUGGCAUUUUAGCAAUGUUGACGGGAGACAUGAAUUCUUCCUUCAGAAUGUGCAGAAUCUUCUGCAUUUACCUUUUCAACUACCUGCUUUCCGUUUUUUCUUUUCCCUCCCAGCACUCAUUUCAUGGUUAUAUUGUAUUUGCCCCCAUGGGACUCGUGUAUACACUCAUUCAUAGUUCCUAGAUUCCAGAUAGAAUAGAUUUUGCUGGCUGGGGCUUGCCUUGAGUGUAGUCUGUAGACAUUGAACUUUCCAUGGUCUCGAAUGACCGUGUCUGAGAGACCUUGCAAUGAGCAUGAGGGAGGUGUUUGCUUAAUCUCCAGCCAAAGUGAAGACACCCUUUUCACUCCUUCAGCUAUUGGUAUGACUUAUGAUGAGCAUUCGAACAGGGGGAAGGAAAGAUUAACCUUCCACAAGCCACUGAAGAUGACAUUGAUGGAGAGGAAGAACUCUACCCAGAAGCUUGCCGAGACGAUUCAUUCCCUACUUGGGUUGAAGUCGCAUUUGACUUCUACUUGGAUCAGAUCAGUAUGUGGCAUCAUGAGAACCCUACCAUCCCCUCGUUCGUCUGACAGGAUCGGACUGAAAAUAUCUGACACAGAGAAGGAGAAUAACACCAGUGACACGGACUUGAGCAUUGUCAUUCCGAAAAUCGGAGAUGAACUUGCUGAGCUGCAUGAUUGUAUCAAACGGUUGAACGUUCGAAGAAGGCAGGUUCUCAAUGAGUACCUGGACAUGAAAGGAAAUAUUCGUGUAUUUUGCCGUGUCAGACCGAUGAAUGUGACUGAGAAAAUUGGGUGCGCUAGGCCAGUUGUGGCCACAGAUUCGAGCACUGUUUUCCUAAAAGUUGCAAGCGGCAAGAACAAAAGCUAUAGUUUUGAUAAGGUUUUCCACCCGAGUUCAUCACAAGGUGAAGUUUUUAGCGAAGUUGAGCCUUUGAUCAAAUCUGCAUUGGAUGGGUAUAAUGCCUGCAUCUUUGCAUAUGGUCAGACGGGCACAGGGAAAACUUUCACAAUGGAAGGUACUCCAGAUUUUCCGGGAAUAGUGCCUCGUAGUGUUGAAGCACUGUUUAAGCAUGCUUUGGAGAGUAAUUGUACACACCUCUUCACUUUCAGCAUGCUUGAGAUUUAUUUGGGUAAUCUCAAAGAUUUGCUUGUCCCUCAGCCUAAACAACCAACAGAUCUGAGGCCGCCAUGCCUUUCAGUCCAAAUGGAUGCUAGGGGUGGAAUUGAGGUUGAAAACCUUGUGGCAAUACCAGUGAGCGACUAUAACCAAGCCCUAAGGUUGUAUAAACUGGGUAGCCGAUUCAGGUCAACUGCUUCUACAAAUUCUAACUUAACUUCAAGCAGAUCACACUGUAUGAUUCGCCUAAAAAUCACAUGCUACAAUGCACCUGAGAGACAACGAGAAUCAAAUAAAGUUUGGUUGGUCGAUCUUGGAGGUAGUGAGCGUGUUCUGAAAACAAAGGCAUGGGGCAAGAGACUUGAAGAGGGAAAAGCAAUUAACUUGUCGCUUUCUGCUCUUGGAGAUGUCAUCAAUGCCCUCCAGAGGAAAAAGCCUCACAUACCUUUCAGGAAUAGCAAGCUGACACAAGUUCUAAAAGAUUCUUUAGGGGAGGAUUCCAAAACGCUGAUGCUGGUGCAUGUGAGCCCAAAAGAGGAAGAUCUCUGUGAGACAAUAUGUACAUUAGGUUUUGCAGCAAGAGCGAGAAGCAUCCACCUGGGAACUGAAGACUCUAUAGAAAGUGCACGUAAGGAAGCUGCAAUGCAAAGCCUGCAGGAAACUAUGGUAAAGAUUGAAGAUGAGCGUCAAAGAGUAAGCAGAAAGAUUAAAGAGUUAACGAGAAAGUUAGAAAAUCUAACAGGGACAUCACCUUCCUAUAACCACUCAACUGCUGAAGAGCCUGAGUUCGAUUUUGGCACCACCAAGCAAAAAGCCAAAGAUGUGAGAGCAGCACCUCUAUCUAAACUACCACGAUUUAUGAGGCCAACUAUAUGCAGCCAAAGAAAAUCAGGGACUGAGCACCAAAUUUCCGAGGGGAAGCACCUUGGCCAAACAAAAAGAAGAAGGGCUCCAUCUCAACGUGCAGGGUCUGUGAAUUUCCCCAUGAAGAGUCACUCAGAUUUCAAGUCUGAUUGCAGUAUUUCCAGAGCCAGUUGCCUGGUCGACUUGGAUACCAUGUGCAAUGCAGAUACUGAGACAGAAUACAGUCAUGACAUGACUGAAUGCGAUGUCAAAGUAGUCGUACUCUCAGAGGAGAGAAGCUUCCUGAUGACGACUGAUGGAAAGGCACAGUUAGACCAUGAAAUGGUUCUUCCUAGCAUUGACAGCAAAUUCUAUUCCACAGAAAUUCUAGAGGUCGCUGAUGGGCUGAAUUCGCAGAAUGUGAUAAGUGCUGCUGGUGGUUAUAAGAGUAAACGGGUUCCAGCUGUUCCUCUUCCCCCGAAGUUCAGGCACAAUGGACAGAGUAAUGCGGGUGUAUCGUGCCUUGAAAGAUCAGAUGCAGAGAAUUCUCCAUCGAAAGGCCACAUAGACAUUCGGGAAUAUGAGGAAGAAAGUCAGAAAAGCUACUCUGCAAGCUCAACAUCUGAAGCGGAAAUUGAUGAACUCAUUACCUAUUCAACUGGUUUUACGGAUGCACACUCUGAAACUCGUUGCAGAACUCCAUCCUUAACAAAUGAAUCUAUGAUAUGUACAAAACAUAGCAUUGAUGCCUUGAUGAUACUGGACGAUGACAGUAUCGAUUAUCAACGUCCACAUGAUGCUGUGUGUGGUAGACUAAACCAGAACAGUAGUGAUGGAAGAGUUGAUCAAUUGCCCCCCAUGGAUGGUGUAAAGAGUGAAACCCACAGUUUGGAGGCUUCCCCACAUCAAGAACAUAGAGAAUAUUGUUUUUCUCUGGUUGGAUCUCUUAUUGAUCAAGAAAAAGAACUUGGGGUCAGUACAUCAAACUGUAACUUGGAACCUGACAACUAUAAUGCGUCAUUUGGAUGGACUAGAGGAGAUACCAAAAGGGCUGGCUUGUUUGAAAAAUCAGCAGCAGGAAGACAACAUGACAUGCUCAGAUUGAAACACCAACGCACUCUAUUCAAAGACAAUGCCGGUCAUAAUAAUGUGGACAAUGGCUUGAAAUUGAUUGCAGCAGAGGGAUAUACACAAAAUACAGGUAUGGUAGUUUGCCCAGAUAUUUGUUUCACGUCUCAUGCUUGUAAUCCCUUCUCUCUAACUUUUGACAGGCAUGUUUCAUCUCCUCCAAGAGAAGUUUUGGAAUCUAUAUUUUACCGCUCUUCUAGGACUCGGACUCCAAAACCUUGGAUUUGAGCAUGAAUUUUUCGAUGGUUUGACUCUCUAGAAGAAGCAUCACAUGAAAUGCGCAAGCAACUAUUACUAACUGAUUGAUUGUAGAAGACAGGAGAGACUGAGGUUGCUCGAGCAUGUUUUAUACAGUCUGGAACUUCUAUCGUGCUACUCAUUGCCACGUCUGAAGUCAUAUGCUGCCGAGGGGAUUUCCUUUUCUCCUCCCCCUUGCUUUGGGUCAGUUUGAAUAGCUCUUGUAAGUCUUCCUGAUGGCUGGUUCUGUCCAUCAGAAGAAAUUAGAGAACCGAAGGUUGUGGAUGCAUACUGAACACAUUUGACAGGAUUCUGAUUUUGGCCAUGUAAAUAUGUAGACUCAUCACUAUUUCCAAAAAGUGAGCAUAUUCUAGAUU
Messenger RNA from Rhodamnia argentea, 4200 nucleotides. Its product is annotated as kinesin-like protein KIN-14T. The record is from RefSeq and is a predicted model, not a curated record. Gene Ontology annotation, biological process: microtubule-based movement. Gene Ontology annotation, molecular function: microtubule motor activity; ATP binding; microtubule binding. The coding region runs from base 758 to 3814 and encodes 1018 amino acids. The transcript is spliced from 11 exons. Lineage: Eukaryota; Viridiplantae; Streptophyta; Magnoliopsida; Myrtales; Myrtaceae.